AUGAACGUUCCGCUCCUCCACCUAACUUGGAAACCGCCUACGAUCAGUCAACUUCCACGUUGGGUACAUGAACAGGUCGUACCCAUCGAAGGGAGUAACAUCGCUUUGCCCAAGGACGAGUCAAGUAUUGCUGUCAAAUCUGAGGGUAUUCCAUCAACCAGCACACUAGAACAAGGACAAGCUGUUGAGGUUGUCCAGGGGAUCGUCAAGCCUACUGAGGAAAGUAAAGUAGAAUUGAAAUCCGUAGAGAUUACUGCUGAACCUGCUGAAGUAGCGGCUGUCGAGGCUGUACAAGAAACGGCCAAGCCUGCUGAGGAGAGCGACGUAGAAUUUACAUCCUCAGUUGUCGAUACUGAACCUGCUGAGGUAGCAGCUGACGAGAGUGACCAGAAGAUAGCCGAAACGACAAAAAAAGAUCAAGUGAAAUCUAAGACUGCCAAAAGCUUGGACAUCUCAGCCGAGGAAAAAUCUGUUUAUAGCACUGCUGAAAAAGCAGUCAAGUCUGGCGAUGAAAUCAAAGUAGGAUCUGAAUCCGAAAGCUUGAAAGCUCCUGCAGGUCGCUCUACGUUCGGUGCCACCCCAACCCCAUUUCAAUCUAAUUUUGGCACUCUUAACGGACCUGGCUUUGACAAUGGCUUAUACCGCUCUCCUCUUGCCGGCCAGUCCUACUAUUCAUCUGGCUUCGGUGCACUCCCCGGUUAUACUUCUGGCUUCAAUAAUUUUGGCCAAAACAGAUAUGACCCGGCGUUCAAUCGCGGCUUUGGAUCCUUCGGUUUUGGUGCCAAGGAAUCAACCAAGUCUUCUGACACGCCUAAGGUAGAUGUCAAGUCCGUCAGCAGCGAAGCUUCCGCAGAUGCCGCCACGGCAGCCGUAAAAUCCGCUGUCGCAGACAAUUCGCCUGCCAAGGCACCUGGCAGUAAUUCCGAAGCAGCCGCUGCUGGUGUUACGUCUCCCUUCCAAACCAAGCUCAGCUCACCCGUUCAGCCUGGUUUUGGAUCUGGCUACCGUUCUCCCUUCGGAGGCCAAUCCUAUUAUCCGUCUACCUUCGGCGCAGUCUCCGGUCCUACCCCGACCUUCAAUAAUUUUGGCCAAAACAGAUAUGACCCAGCGUUCAAUCGCGGGUUUGGACCUUCCGGUUUUGGCCAAUCCUAUUAUCCGUCUACCUUUGGCGCAGUCUCCGGUCCUACCCCGACCUUCAAUAAUUUUGGCCAAAACAGAUAUGACCCGGCGUUCAAUCGCGGCUUUGGAUCCUUCGGUUUUGGUGCCCAGGAAUCAACCAAGUCUUCUGACACGCCUAAGGUAGAUGUCAAGUCCGUCAGCAGCGAAGCUUCCGCAGAUGCCGCCACGGCAGCCGUAAAAUCCGCUGUCGCAGACGAUUCGCCUGCCAAGGCACCUGGCAGUAAUUCCGAAGCAGCCACUGCUGGUGUUACGUCUCCCUUCCAAACCAAGCUCAGCUCACCCGUUCAGCCUGGUUUUGGAUCUGGCUACCGUUCUCCCUUCGGAGGCCAAUCCUAUUAUCCAUCUACCUUCGGCGCAGUCUCCGGUCCUACCCCGACCUUCAAUAAUUUUGGCCAAAACAGAUAUGACCCGGCUUUCAAUCGCGGGUUUGGAUCCUUCGGUUUUGGUGCCAAGGAAUCAACCAAGUCUUCUGAAACUGCUAAGGUAGAGGCCAAGGUCGUCAGCAGCGAAACUUUGACAGGUACUGCCAAAACUGCCGCAGAAACAGCUCCUGUGAAAGACAAUGCUGCACCGACUGGAGUACAAACCGCUGAUACUAGCAAAUCAACUGAGGCAUAUACUCCCAACAAGGACAACUCGCCAGCUCAAGUACCUGCGAGCGAUACCGCAAAAUUCACAGUAGAAUCUGAUCUUGUCCCCAACUCCCCGAUCGACGGAGUAGCAAACAGUGGUGCUGCCGUGCAAUCCGUUCCUGUCACGAGUGAUUCGUCUGCUAACGUACUGUCCAGUGGAGUUAGCAAAGCUGCCGUGCAAUCCACUCCUUUUAAAGACUAUGGUGCCAGUCUGACCGCAAGCAGUGUUGGGGCUUCCUUACAAUCCAAUACCGACUCUUCACUGAAAUCACCGGUGGCUACUGCAGCGCCCUCCAGUAAUUUCGGCGAGGUUUCCAUAGAAGCCGCACCCGCCAAAGAAAAUUCCAUUGCCAAAGUUGCUUCCAAUGAAGCCAGUACAGCCACGAACAACGUCGCCACACCUUUCCAUUCAAAAUUCGGCUCUGCCGACGGAUCUGCGUUCGGUUCCAACUAUCGACCAGCCUUUUACAAUCCAACCCCCUAUGGUGCAGCUCCCGGCUACAACCGUGAAUUUAACACGUUCGGAUACAACAAGUACAACCCAACUGCGUAUCCAGGCUACAGCUCCACUCAAUUCGGUGCCCAAGGACCAGUCAAGUCCGCUGAUGCACCUGCUACAGUAGCCAAACCAGUAGGCAGCGAAGUCGUUUCAGCACCUUCUAAGGAAUCCAGCCCACAGGCAGCUACUGGCAAUGUGGCAGCAUCCACCCAAUCCAAAUUUGGUUCUUCUGCUGAAUCCACUUUCAUUCCUGACAAUCGCCCGGCCGUUGCAAGCCAGUCCUACAAUCAAUACCCCGUUGGUGCAGCUCCCUUCUACAAUACUGGAUCUAACACAUUCGGAUACAACAAAUACAACCCAACUGCGUAUCCAGGCUACAGCUUCACUCCAUUCGGUGCCCAGGGACCAGUCAAGUCCGCUGAUGCGCCUGCUACAGUAGCCAAACCAGUAGGCAGCGAAUUCGUUUCAGCACCUUCUAAGGAAUCCAGCCCACAGGCAGUUACUGGCAACGUAGCAACAUCCAGCCAAUCCAAAUUUGGUUCUUCUGCUGAAUCUACUUCCAUUGCUGACAAUCGCCCGGCCGUUGCAAGCCAGUCCUACAAUCAAUACCCCGUUGGUGCAGCUCCCUUCUACAAUACUGGAUCUAACACAUUCGGAUACAACAAAUACAACCCAACUGCGUAUCCAGGCUACAGCUUCACUCCAUUCGGUGCCCAGGGACCAGUCAAGUCCGCUGAUGCGCCUGCUACAGUAGCCAAACCAGUAGGCAGCGAAUUCGUUUCAGCACCUUCUAAGGAAUCCAGCCCACAGGCAGUUACUGGCAACGUAGCAACAUCCAGCCAAUCCAAAUUUGGUUCUUCUGCUGAAUCUACUUCCAUUGCUGACAAUCGCCCGGCCGUUGCAAGCCAGUCCUACAAUCAAUACCCCGUUGGUGCAGCUCCCUUCUACAAUACUGGAUCUAACACAUUCGGAUACAACAAAUACAACCCAACUGCGUAUCCAGGCUACAGCUUCACUCCAUUCGGUGCCCAGGGACCAGUCAAGUCCGCUGAUGCGCCUGCUACAGUAGCCAAACCAGUAGGCAGCGAAUUCGUUUCAGCACCUUCUAAGGAAUCCAGCCCACAGGCAGUUACUGGCAACGUAGCAACAUCCAGCCAAUCCAAAUUUGGUUCUUCUGCUGAAUCUACUUCCAUUGCUGACAAUCGCCCGGCCGUUGCAAGCCAGUCCUACAAUCAAUACCCCGUUGGUGCAGCUCCCUUCUACAAUACUGGAUCUAACACAUUCGGAUACAACAAAUACAACCCAACUGCGUAUCCAGGCUACAGCUUCACUCCAUUCGGUGCCCAGGGACCAGUCAAGUCCGCUGAUGCGCCUGCUACAGUAGCCAAACCAGUAGGCAGCGAAUUCGUUUCAGACAGCGAGAAAGCUCCCGCAUCAACCGCAAACGAUGAGUCUCCAGCCAAAGCACCUUCUAAGGAAUCCAGCCCACAGGCAGUUACUGGCAACGUAGCAACAUCCAGCCAAUCCAAAUUUGGUUCUUCUGCUGAAUCUACUUCCAUUGCUGACAAUCGCCCGGCCGUUGCAAGCCAGUCCUACAAUCAAUACCCCGUUGGUGCAGCUCCCUUCUACAAUACUGGAUCUAACACAUUCGGAUACAACAAAUACAACCCAACUGCGUAUCCAGGCUACAGCUUCACUCCAUUCGGUGCCCAGGGACCAGUCAAGUCCGCUGAUGCGCCUGCUACAGUAGCCAAACCAGUAGGCAGCGAAUUCGUUUCAGACAGCGAGAAAGCUCCCGCAUCAACCGCAACCGAUGAGUCUCCAGCCAAAGCACCUUCUAAGGAAUCCAGCCCACAGGCAGUUACUGGCAACGUAGCAACAUCCAGCCAAUCCAAAUUUGGUUCUUCUGCUGAAUCUACUUCCAUUGCUGACAAUCGCCCGGCCGUUGCAAGCCAGUCCUACAAUCAAUACCCCGUUGGUGCAGCUCCCUUCUACAAUACUGGAUCUAACACAUUCGGAUACAACAAAUACAACCCAACUGCGUAUCCAGGCUACAACUUCACUCCGUUUGGUACCAAGGAAUCAACCGCUGACAAGGUUUCAUCCGAAGUUAAAGCGACUAGCUACGGAUCUCCUGCAGAAAGUGCAAACGCUACCAAUGGAUGCAAUAACGCCAAGAACACCUUCCACUUUUCAGCUUUUGGUUCAGUUUUUCCGUACACCACAGGCUACAAUGCCUACAACAAUGCCAUCGGAAACAAGUACGGACCCAACGUUCAUACCGCCUACCCAGGUUUCGGCAGCCACGACGGAAGUUAUCGAUACAAUAGUUUCUAUGGCAAACCUAAGAAUCACCAGGGUUACCAAGGCUACUUCGGUGCUGAUUAUCCUGCUCACCCCUUUGGAAAAAUUGCUGAUUCCCGCUUACCUGCCGGCGUCAAUCAACAGUACUACAUAGAUCACCCCACGAACGUACCUUACCUACCGUCCUUCCAGUCCCGUACUGGUGCUCUGACUCCAAUUCCAGCAACUUUUACGGAUACUAAACCAACGUCAUCAUCGAUUGAAUUCAACCGCGAAAAAUGA
Molecule: messenger RNA, 4896 nt
Organism: Diprion similis
Lineage: Eukaryota; Metazoa; Arthropoda; Insecta; Hymenoptera; Diprionidae
Product: mucin-19-like
Exons: 17
Coding region: 1-4896 (1631 amino acids)
Source: RefSeq, a predicted model, not a curated record